UUGUUACUGGCUGGCUGCAGACGGAGUGCACGGCCAUAUCCCACCCAAUGGCAGAUUUUGUACAGAAGGAUUGCAUAUGGCUGUAGUGCCUGCUGGAGGACUAGCUGUUCAGCUCCGACGCGUGAAGCUUCUGUACUACUAUCGGAUCAGACGAGUAUGAUAGGGCGAUGCGGAGGCAGAAGGAGGAAGGAUUCGACCGGACAAGAUACUUGACAUAUAAAACCAUUGGGGGCCAUCCCACCACCACUAUUUGGCCCUCACAUGGCGCAGCUGGGAACGACGACAAUGGAGCCUGUGAGACUGCGCAGGCCGGCGGUAGCUUGUAUAGAGUGUCGAAGGCGGAAGGUCAAGUGUGAUCGCGGACACCCCUGCCUUCGGUGCUCCCAGUCCAACUUGCUCUGCUCAUAUACCGCAAGGUCCGUGUCUUCUGUAUCCAGGUUGCCGGCUAUGGGCACGAAUACUGGGCUCGAACGGGCGGAAACGGGUACAACGACUCCCACAAUAUCGCCAACUCUCAACCUGGCCUGCUCUCCACACACGUACGAGGACGCUAGUAAUGAUAACGACACGGGCAAUGCUCACGCCCGGGCCAGUGCGGCACUUCCUCCUGUCAUUCACGCGCGCGAUGCAGCUCCAAAGAGCAUCACCCUUGGACAAGGGUCUGUAGCUUCGCGCUCUGACUCCUCGCUCAGUCCGCAUGAGCGGUUGAUCAGCAUGAAUGAUGGUCAAGAUAGACCCCAGUACUGGAAAGCGGUCCUCUGCCAGGCAAGUCUCUCUGCACUCCUGGACACCAGACGCUCGUCCUAACAUCAUCACGUAGCUUGCCAAAGCUAGUCUUGCAUCCAAAGUCUGUAAUGCGGUCAGUGGAGCUGGCUCUACCACCGAGGUCGAGGAGCUCCAGAAGCAGUGUGCUCGCCUCGCCCAGAGCGAAGAAAGGUUGCGGCGCGAGCUAUAUCAGUCAUACACCUGGGACUCGUGGCGGGACUGUCCAUCGCGACUAGUAUGUGACGAGCUCGUGAAAUUGUACCUCUCCUCAUUUGAGGGAGUCUUCCGAGUGCUUCACAUACCUACUUUUCAACAUCAAUACCAGCAACACAGAGCCGCAUCGCAAAGCUCAGCCAACCGUGAUUUUCAGUACACCCUUUCGGUCGUGACCGCCAUCGGAGCAUGCAUACAGACCAGUGCCGGCGAUUCGAAAAGCUCACUACGCCCGUACGCAAUCAAGUCGAUUCUCGAUGCUCAGAAAUGGGUCAUGUCGAACUGUGAAGGACCCAACAUCACACUGGCGACUCUGCAGACGUAUUGUCUCAUACUCCUUGCGCAGCAGACUACUGGUCUGGGCUUGAGCACGAUCUCAAUUUCGAUCGACGCUCUGGUCCGCGCCGCGAUGCGUCUGGAUCUGCACCGACCACAACGACCAGACUGUGGUUCCUCGCUCUCAGAAACAGAUGUGCAGUUACGGAAGAAGCUGUGGUGCACUAUAGUUGAACUAUCUAUCCAGUCUAGUCUUGACGCCGGGCUCCCUCCAUCGCUACUCCCCGCCGACUUGCAAAUCGAUUUGCCCUCAAAUAUUGACGAUGUCGAGAUCUCGCACUCUGCCCCGAAGCCGCUUAACUCCUCCAACAAGACGGACGCAACUGUUCAGAUUCUCCUCGCGAGAACGGCAACCGUACGACUCAGGAUCCUGCAUCAUCUUUAUGGCUUCAGCUCGAUUGAAUCGUACGACACCAUCUUGCAGCUGGGCGGCGAACUCAUGGACCAAUACCGUGCGAAUGUGAGGAUGCUUGAAGACCUGUCCUCUCAACCUUGUGCAGGUCACAGUGAUAUGAGCACGAGAUUUCAGAUGAGUUUAUUGGAUGCUCUCACAUUGGGGCCGCUCAUGGCGCUCCAUAGCCCUUUCGCAUACCUGGCACGGGCCAAUCCCAAGUUCUACUUUUCGCGCAAGAUAUGCUUUGAAGCAGCAUGGGCACUACCAUCCAGACGCUUGCCCCCGUCAACACAGCGUUCCGCUGGGCCUACCCGCACUCUAUAUGAUGCCCUGCUGGUGCACGCUUCUGGCUUAUUUGAGCGAGUGCACCUUCAAAGUACGGCACUGAUCUGUAUGGAGAUGUUGAGCAGCUUCACGGAAGGAUCUUUCCUGUCCAACUCUCUCUUCGACUCUGCGGUGGUGUUGGAAGCAGUUCAGCAAAGUAUUGACCUGUGCGCACGCCGGCUCGACAACGGAACGACAGACGUCGCUUCUCAUGUAAUUCUCUCCUGUGCACUAGCACACAUACGCGCGCUCAAGAGCAGAUCCGAGCCUCAAGUACUUGUCGCAGAGGGGGCAGUACAAAGUCUGAAAGAAUGUCUGCAUACAUUGCAAUGCGCGGCGGCGAGACGACGCACCGCCACUCAAUCGAGCAUGGCCGUCGAGGCCACCGAGCCAGGCAUAUCACAUGACUCAAAUGCUCUCAAUGAGGACUGGUGGGCCAGCCAGGAUCCGCUUGAUCUCACUAUCACUUCCGCCUCAUGGUGGGGAGGCGAAGACGGGAGCUUACUGAACGAUUCAGCAUACCAAAGUACGUAACUACUUGCUCACGGUGCGACUGCCAUGCCACGACAGCAUCAACACACACAGCACGGGGGCUAUUGCUUUAGCCGUGCCUCUAAAAGAGUGGCUUGCUCUGCCAACGCUGCAGCAUUCGACUCGAACCCCUGAGGAACCCAGACGCGCGACAACUCGAACCCUGCAUCCUCCAAGAUCUCCUCAAACUGCUCUUGCGUUCGCUCCAGUGACGCAAAGGAGACCAUCAUCGUUAAAUCGGCCUGUGCAGAUGACAGAGCGACGUUGCAGUCGGGUAGAAUUGUCUCGUUAAUAAGCAGAAGGGAGUCGGGUGCCAUUGCCUCUCGCACUCUCUUGAGGAUCUGAACUGCUUGUUUGUUGGGCCAGUCGUGUAAGACAGUGCGUAGAUAGUAGGCCUUUGCGCCCUUCACAGGCUGCGGAUCGAAGAAAUCGUAUCCCAUCGCUUCAAUGCCGUCCGGAAGCUGCUUGCAGCCUUCAAUAACGCCUGGAAGAUCCUGGAGCACUAGUUUCCCGACGAGUGCGGGAAAGGCGUCGUGGAAAGCUGUAAUGUCACCCCCUUGACUCCCUCCGACGUCGACCAUCACCACCCGGGAUAGAUCAUGCACCUGUAAUUUCUCCUCCACCGGAAAGAAACUGAACCAAUUCUGGCCACGCCGACGAUGGGAGAGUGUCAUGACGGUGUUGAAAGCUUCUUGAUAGUAUGGCUUGCUGGCCAAGAAGUUGAAGUAAUGCUCCUUGGUAUGCAUGGCGUACUGGAAAGGCCCGUCGUACACAUCAUUGGGGUUCUUCCAGCCUUUCUCUGCAAAGUACUCGGGUAAUUGAGCAAGAAUGGUAUAGAAAUGCGACCUGUGACAUGGCAGAAUCAGUUCCCUCCCUCCAUGACGAGAUGAUUGCACUUUGUCCACUUACACGUGAAUAGUGACGGCAGACAGCGGAGACUGGGACAGGUAGGCAGACGCCAUUGCAAGCGGCACGUACGAUUCCGCGGCGGGCUCUUCGAACAAGCGCAUAGCAACGAGCAUGCGCAUGAUGCGUCGAAGUAGGAGUCCAUCAACUCCGGUUUCACUCGCCAGGCUGGCCAGAGAUACUGGCUCGCCUUGGGCGCUCAGGUGUGCGGCCGCAUCGAAAACUUUCAUAUCGACUGCCAGCCUCAGUCCCAUUGUCUGGUGACCUGCGAACAGGAUCCGGAGCGUCUUUUCAAACGGCAACUCGAGGCGGUCUCGCAGCCUCUCACACAAUGCGAGCAUACGCUUGCGCUCACUCUCAUCGUCGACGGUCCAAGUAGUGGAGCCUUGGUCGUUGAGCACGCUGUCGACGCGGUCGGCGAGAUCUUUCAAAC
Molecule: messenger RNA, 3902 nt
Organism: Sphaerulina musiva SO2202
Lineage: Eukaryota; Fungi; Ascomycota; Dothideomycetes; Mycosphaerellales; Mycosphaerellaceae
Exons: 3
Coding region: 1253-2566 (437 amino acids)
Biological process (GO): regulation of transcription by RNA polymerase II; DNA-templated transcription
Cellular component (GO): nucleus
Molecular function (GO): RNA polymerase II cis-regulatory region sequence-specific DNA binding; DNA-binding transcription activator activity, RNA polymerase II-specific; zinc ion binding
Source: RefSeq, a predicted model, not a curated record